This is a messenger RNA of Halichondria panicea, 1098 nucleotides long. RefSeq lists its product as uncharacterized. Bases 111 to 1037 code for a protein of 308 amino acids. The record is from RefSeq and is a predicted model, not a curated record. Lineage: Eukaryota; Metazoa; Porifera; Demospongiae; Suberitida; Halichondriidae. The transcript has 2 exons.
CACAAGCCCAUGACAGAGCAUUGAUAUCAAAAAUCAUGUGUAUCGAGCAAAGAGAGCACUAGAGCUCUCAAAAUUGGAUCAAGAAAACUUGAGACUCAAAAUUAAAGAACAUGACAGGGAAAGUACCUUUUUCUUUCGCUCGUUUGAAGAUUCUGAAACGCACCAUCAAUCAUCAGAAGAAGUACCUAAAGAGGAAAACACCAAAGGGUUUCAAUGGAGGUGAUGAUGACUGGUGUGAGGUUUUAGGAUCUCACAAGCAAAGCUCUCAAAGUUUCCUGUAUGUACACCAAACACAAUGGAACAAUAUAACUCUCAUUGAUGCAAUGUAUAAAACCACACGUUACGACUUGGCCUUAUUUUUUAUUUGUGUCAAAACGAAUGUAGGGUACAGUGUGGUUGGUGAGUUUAUUACUCAGUCUGAAACGGCUCAACAUGCCUUACAACUGUGGAAUCCUAAGUGGAACCCCAAAUUUUUCAUGACCGAUUAUUCGGAGGCUGAACUUCUGGCUCUUAAACAGACUUUUCCAGGUGUACAAAUAUAUUUAGAUUUUCAUUGCGAACAAGCAUGGGAGAGGUGGACAAAUAAUCACAAACAUGGUCUCAGUAAUGAUGAAAAGGAAUGUCUUCUAUCUAUCUAUGGGCCAUGCCGCUGUAAACACCAACAAUGGGGUUGCGCAAUGAACAAAACAUUGAAAUACAACUAUUUACCAAAGGGAAAAAAUACAACGCUAUCACAUCUAGUAACAAUUUUGGUAGAAGAGUUUUUGCCCAGUAUGCUACAGAAGUAUCAGAAAGAUAACUUUGCUAUGUCAGAUUCGUACAACGAGUUUGUUCCUGAGUAUUUGAGAGGCCGGCCUAGGUCAGUAAUUCUGCACUGUUUGACCCGAAUCAGAAAAGCUGAAAAAUUCCCUAAAGCAUCAAUUGAACAAAAUGGUACGAAAGGUGGUACGAAAGGUCAAUUCACAGUUAAGACUACCUCGGGAAAGCAACAUACACUUGAGUUCACAAACGACGAAAACAUGCCACAGUGCUCUUGAGAUGCCGGGCUGCCCCCUCCCCUUCCAAACAGGUGCACGGUGACGGGUAACCCUGGUCAUA